Messenger RNA from Raphanus sativus (radish), 2387 nucleotides. Its product is annotated as probable inactive histone-lysine N-methyltransferase SUVR2. The record is from RefSeq and is a predicted model, not a curated record. The coding region runs from base 294 to 2225 and encodes 643 amino acids. NCBI's taxonomy places the organism in Eukaryota, Viridiplantae, Streptophyta, Magnoliopsida, Brassicales, Brassicaceae. Gene Ontology annotation, molecular function: histone methyltransferase activity; protein binding; zinc ion binding. Gene Ontology annotation, cellular component: nucleus. The transcript is spliced from 10 exons.
ACGUCGUCAGAAACAGAGAGAGAGAGAGAAAGAGAGUCCUCACAGUUCAAGAUUUAGCAAUACGAGCAAGUGCAGAAGCACCUGUCGUACAGUCCCCGCGUGUUCUCACGCGCCGGCUCAAUUCUCUGCCUUUGACGCCGACAUUACCUCUCUGCCGUUAUCUUUCGCUUUCAUCGGCCACACGAUUUGUAGACCUAAGCAGUCAAUCAAAACCCCCUUGAAUCCUUUGCUUCACUGAGCUUUGCAUUAAACCUAAAAACCCUAACCACACUUAAACUUUGGGAGCAUAAACCAUGGCACCAAGUAAUCAUGUCAAAAGAGCAUUCAAAGCUAUGAAUGAUCUAGGAAUAGCGGAUGCGCAAGUGAAGCCGGUCUUGAAGAACCUUCUCCAACUUUACGACAGAAACUGGGAGUUAAUAGCCGAGGACAAUUACAGGGCUCUCGCUGAUGCUAUCUUUGAUUCCCAAGAUUCUCAGGUCACUGAAGAAGUAAAAGGAAAGGAGAAGAAGGCCAACGAAGCUGGAGCCAGCGCUGCAGAAGUUGACAGAGGAAAGAAGAAGGCACUUGAAUCUCUGGAGGAAGAUGAAGAUGCCUUGGAUGAGCUUGAACCUCCUUUAAAGAGGCUACGACGCAGAGGGGAAGGAGCCUCUGCUUUGUCUCUUAACAAUCCCAGUUUAAAAGAGCAUACAACUCACGACCAAGAAACUAUCUUACUUCCAUUUCAUCCUCUAUCAACCGAAAAUACCAUUCAUGGUGCCAGAAAUGAAGAUCCUCGUACAACUAUUGUGAGAUAUAAUGAGCACAGGCUGGCUACAACCCUAGAAGAAUCAUCAACACUUGAAUUAGCUUCUUCUGAGACGGGUGAGGUGAAGAUUAAUCUGAGGUUUUCUCCUGCAACUGGAGGAUCCAGUCUACAUGUACCCACUAUGGAGGAGCUCCGAAGAGCAAUGGAGGAUAAGUGUCUCCGGUCUUACAAAAUACUCGACCCUAACUUCUCCGUUGGUCGUUUUAUGGGCGACAUGGUUACUUGCUUCCUCGAACUAUCCAAAAACGCAGCCAGCCCCUUGCCAGAAAAAUUGCCCUUUCUCACUACCAGUAUUGAUGUAUUGAAGAAAUCUCCAGCAACGAUGGCAACAAAGGCAAGUAACUCAGCCAACCAGUCCGCAGAAAACGGAGAAGUUGGUUGUGGGUCAAUGGGUUUAGUAGUGGUUCCUGAGUGCCAGAUCUCCGCGGAUGAUUUUAGAUUGAUAAGCAGCAUCAGUGACAUCACCCUCGGAAAAGAAAACGUUGAGAUUCCUUGGGUGAAUGAAUUCAACAGCAAGGUUCCUCCACCUUUUCGAUACAUACUCCAAAGCUAUGUCUAUCUAGAUGCUGCGGUGAAGUUUUCACUUGGGAACAUCGGCGAUGAUGACCAACGCUGCUCCUCUUGCUGUGGAGACUGCUUGGCUCCGUCUGUGGCGUGCAGGUGUGCAGGCUUCGCAUACACUAAAGAUGGCCUCCUGCAGAAAGAUUUCCUUGAAGAUUGUAUAGCUGAGGCACGUGACCCUCAGAAACAUGUGUUGCAGUAUUGCAAAGAAUGUCCUUUGGAGAAAGCUAAAAACGAAGAGACUCUUGAACCAUGCAAGGGGCAUUUAAAGAGGAAGGUCGUUAAAGAAUGCUGGAUCAAUUGUGGUUGUAUCAACAACUGUGGCAACCGAGUCGUCCAACAUGGCAUUCAUAACAAGCUGCAGGUAUUUUUCACGCCCAAUGGGACAGGUUGGGGACUCAGGACUCUAGAAAAGCUGCCUAAAGGAGCAUUUGUCUGUGAGUUUGCCGGAGAAAUAUUGACCAUAUCGGAGUUGAUCAAGCGUAGCUCUGAGAAGCUUACCUUUCCGGUAAUAUUGGAUGCACACUGGGGUUCUGAAGAAGCUUCAGGUGUCGACAAUGCUCUUUGCCUUGAUGGAAUGCAUUAUGGAAAUAUUUCCAGGUUCAUUAAUCACAGAUGCUCAGAUGCAAAUUUGAUUGACAUCCCAGUGCAUGUGGAGAAUAUGGACUUUAAAUACUAUCAUCUUGCGUUCUUCACAACAAGAGACAUCGAGGCUAUGGAGGAACUAACAUGGGAUUACGGCGUUGAGUUCAACGAUCAUGUUUAUCCCACGCUUCCGUUCCACUGUCAAUGCGGCAGCGAGUUCUGUCGGAAUGUUAAGCGGACAAGUAAAAGCAAGAAGGCGAAGAAGAGAGCAUGAGAGCUUACAGUGGUUUUUUUUGUCUCGAACUCUUUUUGUGAAAGAAUUGGCAGCUUUUCCUAAAAACUCUCGUAUUGUCAAUUCCAUAAGGCAAAUAAGCAAACAAGGGUCUCGUGUAUAUCUUUUUAACUUGGGUUAUAAUAGCUAUGGCUUUGGUUUGAC